Ceraceosorus bombacis is the source of this 891-nucleotide messenger RNA. Lineage: Eukaryota; Fungi; Basidiomycota; Exobasidiomycetes; Ceraceosorales; Ceraceosoraceae. The record is from the annotation of a GenBank genome assembly.
AUGACCGCUAGGCUAGCUUCGCAAGAUCCCUGUGAUGGUCUUGUGAGCACCGCACACCCACGUCGCUCAGACGGACAACCGAUACCACUGCGUGUGGCUCCUGAUCGCGCUAGGUCAGGCUGUUCGAGCUCUUGAUUACAGUGCAGCGAGCAGUUUUUGCAAUCGUACACACACUCCGCUCGAAUCGGCGGGUCGAGCAAUCGGUCGGUCAAUCUGUCUAUAAUGUGAUCCUCCGACCUUUGGCCCAGACGUUGGCCCUGCUCUACGUAUGCGACAAAUCGCGCCCCGCAACUCACUUCCGCUCGUUUUGGAGGCUUGUAUUACGCUGCACACUACGUCAACGGUAGAGUCGAUGAGGGGUAAGCGGGAGAAAUCGUUCAAGACUGCCGAUCUUGAUGGCGAGCAAAGGCUUCCUUCCUGCGUCACGCAAGCGGGGUCGAUGAUGCCUCACUUUGCUCGCUCGCCACCCACUCACGCACGACGCCCCUCAGGUCAAGGCAAGCGCCACCAUCAGCGAAAGGCCCAAUUUUGAAAAGGCGCAAUUUGCUGCCAAGCCUUCAUGGCUUCCAAUCAUCAUCAUCACUAACAAUCGGGGCAAGACGAGUGGCGAAUACAAAUCCCAAAUGGACAGUACAAACAUUUGUGGCACCGUCAGUGGAGUUUUGGCCCUGCCACCCUGCUCAAAGGCGUCUUGUCCUCUUCGAAGCAACGAAUCCGUGCUCAGGUCAGCUGGACCAGUUCCUCUACCGAGAAUUGGCAACAGCAAAGUACGGUAGUGAAAGCUUUGCCACCGAGCAUCAGCAUUUCUCUGGCGUUCACAAAGCGGAGAUGGACUCGAUGCAAAAGGUGCCCCAUGCAGACACGGUCAGCGCGCUGCUGUUGCGAGUCUGA